Messenger RNA from Drosophila kikkawai, 3016 nucleotides. RefSeq lists its product as uncharacterized. The record is from RefSeq and is a predicted model, not a curated record. Lineage: Eukaryota; Metazoa; Arthropoda; Insecta; Diptera; Drosophilidae.
CACUCGAUUUUCACCAGUCGUUACGCGUCUCUCGGAGCAUUCGCCUCACAAAGCGGACAGUCGGAAAAUCGGAAAAGCCAAGGGAAAAUAUUCGAAAAUAGCCAAAGUGCAAGUGCAUAUUAUAUAGCCAACCGACCAUAUAGUAUUGCAGCCCAGUGUCGAACAAAAUCCUCUUCGAUGUCGAUUAACUCGCCAAUAUCGUUAAAAAACUCUGACCUGCAUUGAACAGGCAAAGGCGAUUACCAAAUUAAAAAAAAAAAAAUAUAAAAAGUAAACAAUUUUAAGGCCGAAAAACAGAAGAAUCAAAGACUAAGACUCGGCAUAGACCGCAAACAACAAGUUGUUUGCUUUUAGUUCGCGUUCCCCUUAUUUUAUUUUCCUUCCGUUCGUUCGUUCGGUUUUCCACGCACGCGCGUCGUGAAAAACAUUGAAAACAUAAGCCACAGCAGUUGAAGCCCCCAACUGUUGCGCCUUAAAAAAAAAACCGAAUUAAAUCCAAUUUAAUUGAGACCUUCGUCGAGUGGAAAAACCACCACAGCCCAGAGGAUACAAGUUUGUGUGUGGAAAAAGCGAAAUAACCAGAGAUCUUAACCAGGAAAACAACAAUUUUGAUUAUUGGGCUUAGGCCAUUGUAUGGAUCAGUCUAAACUAACGACGAAAUUUGGAGACGAGCCGGACCUCCUGUUCAAGCGAGCGCAGGGCCGGAUUAGUCUGAUCAGUGCAGGAGUGGGAGCCACCCAGGCUGGUCUAGCUGCCCAAGCAUCGCUGCAUCCAAGCGCCAACGCAACGCUUCAACAAGUCGCCAACAUUCAACUAGAGGCCACGCUCAAUGACUGUGAAAGUGGCUAUGUGCCCACCGUGGGCCGCUGGGGCUCCGAAUGGCCGACGGUCAACUCGCUUGUCGAGGAGGCCGCUGCUGCUGCCGCCGCCGUUGCCCAUGAUCCGUUGCUGCUCGCCGCGGAUCAGCAACUGGCGGAUGCUGUGCGCGGAAUGGGAUUGACUACGCGAUCUGCAGGAUCCGCAACUGAGCACGCAUCUGGACAUGGCACGGGCGCCAUCCGUCGCACACCCUCCACCUCCAGCGAGGAGGACUUGGAGGAUGAGGAGGAGGAGCUGCCGGAGCUGGCGCCUCCAACCGACCUGACAUCGGUGGAUGGAUCGGAGCGUUACUCCGACAUCAGGCAGCUGCUGGCCCGACAGCAGCCACUGGCUCAGCUGGACGAUGGCGGUAUCUCGCCCAGCAGCAAGUCGUGGGUCGUGGGCGAUGGCUACGAUCUGGAGGCCUUCAACCAAAUAAACGGUGUAUGGCCCCUGGGCCAUCCGUUGCCGCUGCCCGAUUGGUCCGAUUCCGGGUCCGGCAAGGGCACUCUUAUCUUUGACAACGUCUGGCAGUAUGAGGAGCUGAACGGGAUUGUGGAGACAACGCUGCAGCGGAUGCUAGAGGAGACACACUACAACACGGUGAAUCUCUUUGUGGAUUUCUAUCGCUCCUUCAAGCGCACCCGCCGCUCCGAUCUGCGCAGCUUCUUCCAGUUUUACGAUGUGCCCAUCAAUCGUCGCCACCACAUGUGCGUAUCCCUGGCCUUUGAGAUCAUUGCCAGGAUGGUUAAGCUCUUCCCAGUGCUGGCCAACUACCUGUAUGUGGUGUCCUGCGAGGAGCAGGUGAUGGACUGCAAUGACUACGUCCAGCUGGACGAGGAGUGUGGUCUAAAUUCGGUGGAUGCGGGCGUGGAGAAGGAGCAUGUAAUGGUGGCCAUGCGCAUUGCCAUUGGCGAGCGCCGUGGUGUGAUGAUUCUGGAUCCGGGAUACCAUGUGAGCCGAGCUGUGACUGUCAUGCAGGAUCAGAGCUAUCCUCACACGGGUUGGUUCACCCAAUCGAAGGAGCCCCAUCUGCAGCGGGACUACUGCUACGCGUACAGCCAGCAGAACGGCAAGUUUGUGGAGUGGAAGGAGCGCGAGAUCCGCGGGGAGGAGGCCAGCUUCAAGACCUCGCUGGUCUACGUGGCCCAGGAGUACAUCACAGCGAUUGAUGUCACCGUGCGCCGUAAUCUGGUGUACAACUUCCGGUCGCUUCUCUCGCGAGACGCCAAGGGUCAGGUGUACGCGGGCAUCUACUUUCCGCUGGUGGCCAAUGUCCAGGAGUCCUACCUGACCAUCUUUUACGACGGAACGAAUGAGCAGCGAGUGCGGACAAAGCUGAUGUUCAGCGCCUUUAAAGUGGGCAAGGGCAAGCAACUGCCGGACUCCAUUAAAGAGCACCUGGGCAGGCUGGCACCGCAGAUGAGAAUGCCCCUGCAGGAGCUGACGGAGCUGUGCAAAUCCCUGGCCGAGGUGGUCACCGACCAGAACUUCAUCAGCCAGGUGCUGGCCAUCAACGAUGACAUCGGCAACAUGUCCGUGGAGAAUUGACAGUUAAAGGAGCCUAAGGAUGUCGCUGCUAGUUCCGAAUUGGAAGGAGAGAUGGGAGCAGGAACGGAAACGGAUGUGAAGAUGGAUAAUAAACAGGCGAUAAAAGACACUGACAACGCAGCUGCAACUUAGAGUUCCGAGUUUUUUGAAUACGUUGUCCCUUCCACAGUAAUAUUUCUUUUAGUAGCACUUAGGCACCUCUCUUACACCCACACAAACCAGCACACACACUCGAUUCAAAGUAUAUAUUUCAAUUUAGUAAUAUAUGUAUUAAACUAUGUACACACACACACACACACACACAAAACACACUCUAUAUAAUGGUGUAAUCCCAAAUGAAUGAUUUACCCGAAACCGGAAACGGAAAUUUAAUCUAAACCAGAAAGCGCAAAGCAUAGAUUUUUCAAUUUUCGCUUAGAUUCAGCUUCUGUUUAUUUCAAACUAAGUAUACACUUAUGGACGUACGCGCAACUAUAUAAUGGCCAAAUUAGUUGAUAACUGGUAUCAAGGCAAAACAUAAAUUGUAAUUGUUAUAUGAAAAUAUUUCUGUUGUAACACUUGAAUGCACUGUACAAUUUGGUUCUAAUAAAUAAAUCAGCUAGCAAAA